CCCGGCCCCGGCCCGGCGCGGAGCCCCCAGCCCGCCGCAGCCAUGGCGGCCCCGGCCGCGCUGCGACCGCUGCUGCCCCUCGUCCCCGUGGCCGCCGCGCUGGCGCUGGCCGCGGGCGGGGGCACCGCGGGGACAGAGCCGCGCUCCGGCAGCGACAUCGUCCAUCCCGUCAAGGUGGACGAGAGCGGAUCCUUCCUGUCCUACGACCUGUCCCACCGGGCCCUUCACCGGAGGUCUCCCGCCUCCAGGAGCAAGCUGCCCGCCUUCUACGAGCUGCACUACAGGGGGCAGCCCCUGAAAUUCAACCUGAGCCUGAACAGGCACCUGCUGGCUCCGGGCUUUGUCAGCGAGAGGCGCUUCGGGGGCAUCGCCGGCGCCAAGAUCCAGCCUCGCUCCUACAACUCCUGCCAUAUGAUCGGGGAGGUGCGGGGCCGGGCGCUGCAGGGCGGGCUGGCUGCCCUCAGCACCUGCGAUGGCCUGAAAGGCGUGUUCCAGCUCAUGAACGAGGACUAUUUCAUCGAGCCCGUGUCCAGCAGCCCUCGGGAGGAGGGAGCAGCACAGCCCCACAGGAUCUACAAGCGCCAGGUGCCCAAGGACAGGGCUGAGCAGGGCAGGGGGGCCCCGGCCCCGCGGGAAUCCUGCGGAGUGCCAGAGUCCCAGGGAAGCCUGGAGCGGUGGGAGCGGCGCAGGGACAGGUGGGAGCAGAGGCAGCCCAGGAGGAGAAGGCUGCGGCAGCGCUCGGUCAGCAGGGAGAAGUGGGUGGAGACGCUGGUGGUGGCAGACACCAAGAUGGUGGAGUUCCAUGGCAGUGACAACGUGGAGAAGUACGUGCUGACCGUCAUGAACAUGGUGGCCGGGCUGUUCCACCACGCCAGCAUCGGGAACCCCAUCAACAUCGCCAUAGUGCGGCUGAUCCUGCUGGAGCACGAGGAGGAGGACCUGAAGAUCUCCCACCACGCAGACAACACCUUGAAAAGCUUCUGCAAGUGGCAGAAGAGCAUCAACGUGAAGGGAGACUCCCACCCCCUGCACCACGACGUCGCCGUGCUGCUCACCAGGAAGGACAUCUGUGCUGCCAUGAACAGGCCCUGUGAGACCCUGGGGCUGUCCCACGUGGCCGGGAUGUGCCAACCCCACCGGAGCUGCAACAUCAACGAGGACACGGGGCUGCCCCUGGCCUUCACCGUGGCGCACGAGCUCGGACACAGUUUUGGGAUUCAGCAUGAUGGAAGCAGCAAUGACUGUGAGCCAGUUGGGAAAAGACCUUUCAUCAUGUCUCCACAGCUCCUGUAUGACACGUCCCCUCUCACCUGGUCCCGCUGCAGCCGCGAGUACAUCACACGCUUCCUCGACCGGGGCUGGGGGCUGUGCCUGGAUGACCCCCCGGCCCGGGAGGUGCUGGACUUUCCCCUGGUGCCCCCGGGUGUCCUGUACGACGUGAGCCACCAGUGCCGGCUGCAGUACGGCCCCUACUCCACCUUCUGCGACGACAUGGACAGUGUCUGCAGCACGCUGUGGUGCACGGUGGGGAACACGUGUCACUCCAAGCUGGACGCAGCUGUGGACGGCACGGCGUGUGGGGACAGCAAGUGGUGCUUCAAUGGCGAGUGCGUUCCCGUGGGAUUCCGGCCGGAGCCCAUCGACGGCGCCUGGAGCCCCUGGAGCGCCUGGGCCCCCUGCUCCCGCAGCUGCGGCGCCGGCGUGCAGAGCGCCGAGAGGCACUGCAGCCACCCCACGCCCAAGUACGGGGGCCGGUACUGCCUGGGGGAGCGCAAGCGGUUCCGGAUCUGCAACGUGCGGCGCUGCCCCGCGGGCAGGCCGUCCUUCCGCCAGCUGCAGUGCAGCCACUUCAACCCCAUGCCCUACAAAGGGAAGCUCUACAAGUGGACACCGGUGCCCAACAGCAUGAACCCCUGCGAGCUGCACUGCCGGCCCGAGCACGAGUACUUUGCGGAGAAGCUGCGGGACGCCGUGGUGGACGGGACGCCCUGCUAUGACAGCGACGGCAGCCGCGAUGUCUGCAUCAACGGCAUCUGCAAGAACGUGGGCUGUGACUACGAGAUCGACUCGCAGGCGGUGGAGGAUCGCUGUGGGGUGUGCCACGGGGACGGCUCCACCUGCCACACCGUGCACAAGACCUUCGAGGACAGCGAGGGGCUGGGUUACGUUGACAUUGGGAUUAUUCCCGUGGGAGCCCGGGAGAUCCGGAUUGAGGAAGUGGCAGAAGCCGGGAAUUUCCUGGCGCUGCGGAGCGAGGACCCGGAGAAAUAUUUCCUGAACGGUGGCUGGACCAUCCAGUGGAACGGGGACUACAGGGUGGCAGGGACCACCUUCACCUACAAGAGGACAGGGAACUGGGAGAACCUCACCUCUCCGGGGCCGACCGUGGAGCCCGUGUGGAUCCAGCUGCUGUUCCAGGAGACCAACCCCGGCGUGCGGUACCAGUACACGAUCCAGCGCCCGGCCGACAGCGAGAACGAGGUGGAGCAGCCCGAGUUCCUGUGGCGCUUUGGCUCCUGGACCACCUGCACGGCCACCUGCGGGACAGGGAUGCAGCGGCAGGUGGUGCACUGCGUGGAGAGGCUGGCGGGCCUGGUGGAGGAGCGGUUCUGCGACGCGCUCACGCGCCCCGAUGACCAGCAGCGCCCCUGCAGCGAGGAGCCCUGCCCCGCCAGGUGGUGGGUGGGCGAGUGGCAGCCCUGCUCGUCCCCGUGCGGCACGGCGGGGCUGAUGAAGAGGACGGUGCUGUGCAUCCAGAGCGUGGGGCUGGACGAGCAGCGGGCCCUGCAGCCGGCAGAGUGCCAGCACCUGCCCAGGCCCGCUGCCACCGCGCCCUGCCACCCACAGGUGCCCUGCCCCUCCCCGUGGGCCGUGGGCAACUGGUCUGAGUGCUCCGUGACCUGUGGCAACGGGACCCAGAGGCGCCCUGUCCUCUGCAGCAACAGCAGCGGGGCCGCCUGCGACCCUGCCCAGAGGCCCAGCCCCGACAGGCCCUGCUCCCUGCCCCGGUGCCACCAGGACUGGGACACCAACGCCGACUGGUCCGGCAGCGGCUCCUCCAGCAGGGAGAUCCUGAAUGAAAUCCACUACAUCCCGAACCACAUCCCAAAAUUUAACCCCAUGGUCCCAAACAUCCCAGAGUCCAACGACGUCAACGUCAUCACCGAGGAGGAUUUCUCAGCCAGGAAAGGAAAUGUCUUUGUUGAUGAUUUUUACUACGAUUAUAACUUUAUCAACUUCCACGAGGAUCUGUCUUACUACCCCUUCACGGAGAAGGAGCCCAAAGGCGAGGAGCCAACGCCAGAGCCGGGCACUGAGGGCACGGAGGGGCCCUGGGAGGUGCCCACCGAGGCCCUGCUCACCACCAAGGCAGGAGAAAGCCGGGAGCACCCAGGCACCGAGGAGGAAAACACUUCUGCCCCUGUGCACGAGCAGGACACAGAGCCCGGGGAUUCAGCCACCAAUGACCUCCUGGGCGUGGUCCCCGAGGAUGUGGGACCUGCCACUGGCAGACACAGCACCCCAGGCUUUUCGGGUGAGGAGCAGGAGGACACAGCGCUGGUGCCCCCCUCUGAGCACCGCCCGCCCGCCCAGGGCUCUGUGAGCCAUGACUCUGCAAGCCACGGCCACCCACCCCGGGGUGAGCCCCCCGCAGCUGUGCCCACCUGGAGCAGCCUCGCGCAGGGUGGCCCCGCGCCCUGGGGUGCCCACGGAGCCGCGGCAGUGCCCACGGGCUGGGGCAGUGCCAGUGGGGGUGCACAGGGCCGUGUGAGCACAGAGGGGCACGGCACAGCCAGGUCUGCAGGGACAGGCCACCAGGACCCCAGGGAAGUGGCUGUGGCCACCAGCAGUGACAUUGAUGGUGCAGCCCCACAGCCCACGGAGCAGCACGGGCGGGCAGGGGUGGCAGGGGGGGUGUUGGGCACACAGGCAGGGGGGCAGUCCCAAGGGAUGGAGAGGACAGGGCUUGCCAUGCCCACCCUGUGGGUCCCCAGCCAGGAGGUGGCAGGGAGUGCUGGCAGCCCCCACCCUGCCAGGAGUCCCCCUCCUGCGGGUGCUGAUGGGGCUCCCGUGGGACAGGGAGGGCACCAGCCAGGGCUCCACACCCCCACGGCACCCACCUCAACCCUCUGGGUGGCCACAACAGCCCCUCCAGUGUCCUUGUCCCCUGCCGUACCCGGGCCAGCCUCCCAGCUCACCUCCGGCGGCCUCAGCCAGCAGGAUGCCCUGGUGCCAGCCAUGCCCACUGCCCCAGCCCAUGGCCCACCUGCCCACACAGCAGGGUCCCCCCUGGAAUGGGGGACAGAGGGGCUGUCCCAGCACCCAGGUCCAGCAUCACCCCACACCCAGCUGACCUCCCAUGGGACCCCACUCAGCGUCACUGCACCGAGGGAGCCCUCACCAGGGGCACCCCCAGAGACACCCCCAGGGACACCCCUGAGGGACCCCUCACCAUGGGCACCCCCAGGGACACCCCCAGGGACACCCCCAGAGACACCCCUGAGGGACCCCUCACCAUGGACAGCCCCAAGGACACCCCCAGAGACACCCCUGAGGGACCCCUCACCAUGGGCACCCCCAGGGACACCUGUCUCCAGUGCCAGGGGACACGAGUUGUCCCAGCCCACCCCUUUGCCCUCCUUGGUCUGGGAGAGGAGGCUGGAGGAGGAGGAGGAGGAGGAGGAAGAGGAAGAAGAGGAGGCUCUGGUUCCACCAUCGACCAGUGCAGCAGCCACUGCCGAGCCCAGCUGGGAGGUCGGGAACUGGAGUGAGUGCUCGGCCACGUGCGGCGUGGGCGCGGUGUGGAGGCCGGUGCACUGCAGCGGCGGCAGCGACGGUGCCUGUGCCGCGGCCGACAGGCCGGUCCCUGCCCGGAGGUGCUCCCUCAGACCCUGCUCGGCCUGGCGUGUGGGCAGCUGGAGCAAGUGCUCGCGGAGCUGCGGCGGGGGCACCAAGAUGCGGGAUGUGCACUGCAUCGAUACCCGGGAGCAGCGGCUGCUGCGGCCCUUCCACUGCCGGGCGGCGCGGGCGCAGCCGCCGGCGCAGCUGCCGUGCCACGGCGCGCCGUGCCUGCGCUGGUACACGUCCUCCUGGAGAGAGUGCUCGGAGCCGUGCGGCGGCGGGGAGCAGGCGCGGCUGGUGACGUGCCCGGAGCCGGGGCGCUGCGAGGAGGCAGCGCGGCCCAACAGCACCCGGCCCUGCAACAGCCAGCCCUGCACCACCUGGCUGGUGGGCUCCUGGGGCCAGUGCUCGGCGCCCUGCGGAGGCGGCAUCCAGCGGCGCCAGGUGAAGUGCAUCGACACCAGGACGGGCGCGGCCCAGGAGGACGGGAGCCUGUGCCAGCACCAGCCCUGGCCCGACAGCACCCAGAAGUGCAACCCGCAGGACUGCGAGGACAGCAGCGAGCAGGGUGUCCCCUGCGAGCGCGACCGCCUGACCUUCGCCUUCUGCCGGACGCUGCGGCUGCUGGGCAGGUGCGCCCUGCCCACGGUGCGCGCCCAGUGCUGCCGGAGCUGCGGCCAGCACGGGCUGCCCGGCCCGCCCCGCGGCCACCAGCGCCUCUCCCGGAGGUGACACGGCUGUCCCCAGGCGCCGGGACCCGUGUGGCGGCCGGGACUGUGGCUGUGGCACAGCCCGGGGGUGCCCGUGGGCUCCGACUCGUGCCAAUCUCUAACGGUGCUGAAACCAUCCCGCGGCUCCCACCGACCUUCCAGGACCUGCCGGGGCCGCCCUGCCCUGGGAGAGCCGCGGGGAGGCAGAGGGGGAAGGGGAACUGAAAGCAGCAAUAAUUCGGGGAAGAGCUCUCAGAAACGCUUAUGGUGCUAUCCUUUGACAUGUGCAGCCUCUCACAGGUGUUGGCUGGCCAGCACAAACCUCGACUUUUAUUAUUAUUUUUAUAUCUCUGAGGUGAGCAUCCAGCAUUCCACCAGCCCUGCCGACCCUAUAGGGUAGAGGUUUUUGUUUUUCUUUUAAGGGACUUGAAGCUGGCACCCCAUUCCUGUAAUUUUCAUUAAAAUGUUUACGCACUGAAGCUAAAUAGAUUUAAUUUAAGAAGUGGAGACAGGAGGAAUAAAGUUUCAGCUUCAGCUGGGGCUGUGCAGGGCUCCAGACCCCAUCUCCCCAUUGCUGUGUCCCUCUGGGGCAGAGGGCACCUCCAGGGACGCCGAGGUUUGGAGCCCCAGCUCGUUCCCUUGCGUGCUUUGGGCAGGAGAGGGGAGCUGCCCUGGCAGAGGGGGCACCUCCCCUCCCUGUGGGCAGCCGGGUGCUCAGUCCCUGGAGCUCUGCAUGUGUAGCAGUGUAAUGCUUGGUUAAGGUGUUUUUCUGCGGCCUGACAGGCUGAACCUUUUUUUCCCUGCUUAUCUAGAUUCUCCUCUGUUAAGGUUAGCUGAUUUUUAACUAGAAUAUCCAAUUUACUCCGAGGCACAGCCCCUCCUGCCUGCUCCCGGAGCGGUGAGGGAAUGAACCCCUGUCCCAGGGAGGGUUUGCUGCCAGGUUGGUCUCUGGAGGAGGACAGGAGCAUUUAGGUAGGAAUUCCUUUCCCUAUUACUCUGCAGGCUGUGGAGGAUGCCCAAAACCUGGGGGACCUUGACCUCCCUGCACUGGGCAGAGUGAGCUGGAGCCCAUCCCGGGCUGCAGAGCUCCAGGUGCAUCCAGGGAGCAGCGCUCGGUCCAAGAGGGGAAAUUCCUGUGUGUGAUUUGUAUGUAAAACACAAGCCAUGACUUCACCGUUUGUGCUUUAUUCCAUUCCGAGGUGCUGUAAAGUUUUUAUGUCCAAGAACCUGUGUCCAGUCCUGGUUUCCUUGCCCCCAGCACCAUCUGUCCCACCCCCUGUCACCCUCCCAGGACUGCAGAGGGACAACCCUCGUGUUGGGGUCUCAUGGCCACAGCUCAUGAGUGUGUUAAAUUAAACAGUUACCAAAGGAAA
Prinia subflava (tawny-flanked prinia) is the source of this 6925-nucleotide messenger RNA. It is a transcript of the gene ADAMTS7, whose product is annotated as ADAM metallopeptidase with thrombospondin type 1 motif 7. Gene Ontology annotation, molecular function: metalloendopeptidase activity. NCBI's taxonomy places the organism in Eukaryota, Metazoa, Chordata, Aves, Passeriformes, Cisticolidae. The record is from RefSeq and is a predicted model, not a curated record. Gene Ontology annotation, biological process: extracellular matrix organization; proteolysis. Gene Ontology annotation, cellular component: extracellular matrix.